Messenger RNA from Stegastes partitus (bicolor damselfish), 3635 nucleotides. Its product is annotated as integrin beta-3-like. The record is from RefSeq and is a predicted model, not a curated record. Gene Ontology annotation, cellular component: cell surface; focal adhesion; synapse. The transcript is spliced from 15 exons. Gene Ontology annotation, molecular function: fibrinogen binding; integrin binding; fibronectin binding. Gene Ontology annotation, biological process: cell adhesion mediated by integrin; platelet aggregation; integrin-mediated signaling pathway. The coding region runs from base 159 to 2546 and encodes 795 amino acids. NCBI's taxonomy places the organism in Eukaryota, Metazoa, Chordata, Actinopteri, Pomacentridae.
UGGGGAGCAGAGGAGGCGGCUUUUAAGACGUUUGCCUCUAUUUGGAGUUGUCUGGAUCACAGAAGUGUUUUUUUUUUUUUUCUUUCUCCUUCUCCUCUGCCUUCACUCACUCCGCAGCUCACUGGCGCGCUGCGUCCUCCCAGAGAGCCCUGAGCAGGAUGGGUGCUCUCCCGACGCGCGGCAUGUUCUGGUGGAUGUGCGUUUUGUUCUUUGCAGGAAUAACAGCAGUCUGCGGUUCAAAUGUUUGCACCUCCAGAGGAGCCAGCACAUGUAAGCAGUGCCUGGCUGUCCACCCCAGCUGUGCCUGGUGCUUCCAAGAGGACUUCGGCCAGGGCGUUGCUGGCUCGUCCCGCUGUGACCUGAAGGCUAACCUGGUGGCAGCGGGCUGUGCUACGUCAGGUUUGGAGUCUCCGACCAGCAAACUGCAGGUGAUCGAGGACCGGCCGCUCAGCAACAAGGCGGCGGGGGCGGCACAAGUGACUCAGAUAAAGCCGCAGAAGCUACACAUCACCCUCAGGCCAGACGACGCUAAGCGCUUUACCGUGAAGGUGCGUCAGGUCGAGGACUACCCCGUCGACCUCUACUACCUCAUGGAUCUCUCCUACUCCAUGAACGACGACCUCUUCCGCCUGAGGACGCUGGGCAGAGGCCUGGCCGAGGCCAUGAACCGAACCACCAGCAACCUGCGCAUGGGCUUCGGCGCGUUUGUGGACAAGCCCAUCUCGCCGUACAUGUACAUCUCGCCCAAAGAGGCUGUGAAGAACCCCUGCUACAGUAUUAAUACCACCUGCCUGCCUCAGUUCGGGUACAAACACGUUCUCUCUCUGACGGAGGAGGUGGGCCGCUUCACAGAGGAAGUGAAGAAGCAGAUGGUGUCCAGAAACCGCGAUGCCCCCGAGGGAGGCUUUGAUGCCAUCAUCCAGGCUGCUGUGUGCAAGGAGCAGAUCGGCUGGCGUCCCGGUGCGUCCCACCUCCUCAUCUUCACCUCAGACGCCAAGACUCAUGUGGCUCUGGACGGUCGGCUGGCUGGGAUCGUGCAACCCAACGACGGGCGGUGUCACCUCAACUCUGAGAACAUGUACAGCAUGUCCACCACCAUGGAUUACCCAUCUCUUGCUCUGAUCACUGAAAAAAUGUCAGAGAACAACAUCAACCUCAUCUUUGCAGUUACCAACCCCGUGGUUCCUCUGUACCAGAACUACAGUGAGCUGAUUCCUGGCACCACAGUGGGAACGCUGUCCAACGACUCGGGCAACGUUAUUCAGCUCAUUCUGAAGGCCUACGCCAAAAUCCGUUCCAAGGUGGAGCUGGAGCUUCAGGACGUUCCAGAGGAGCUGUCUCUGUCCUUUAACGCCACUUGCCUGAACGGAGAGCUCAUCCCGGGCCUCAAAUCCUGCUCCGGCCUCAAAAUAGGAGAUACGGUCUCCUUCAGCGUGGAGGCUCGUGCUCGCGGUUGCCCCAAACAAAAGAAAAAAACCUUUGUUAUCAAACCCGUGGGCUUCAAAGACUCCCUCUCCAUCACCGUCACCUUUGAGUGCGACUGCAAGUGCCAGGCCAAAGCUCAGCCCAACAGCCCCAAAUGUAGCCAAGGCAACGGCACCUACGAGUGCGGCAUCUGCCAGUGCUACCCGGGUCGCCUCGGGCCGCACUGCGAGUGUGCGGAGGGCGACUAUAACCCCACAGAGCAGGACCGCUGCAGUGGGCCCGCAGGAACCGGAGGACCUCAGUCUGCGAUCUGCAGCGGCCGCGGAGACUGCGUGUGCGGACAGUGCGUCUGCCACAGCAGCGACUUCGGGAAAGUUUGGGGGAAACUGUGCGAGUGUGACGACUUCAACUGCCUGCGCUACAAAGGAGAACUCUGCUCAGGUCACGGUGUGUGUAACUGUGGCUUCUGCCAGUGUGCACCAGACUGGCAGGGUGAGAACUGUAACUGCUCCAGGCGGACCGACACCUGCAUGUCCAACCUGGGCCUGCUGUGCAGUGGCAGAGGCCAGUGCAUCUGCGGGGCCUGUGAGUGCACACAGCCAGGAGCCUACGGGGCAACAUGCGACAAAUGCCCCACCUGCCCCGACGCCUGCACCAUGAAGAAGGAGUGUGUCGAGUGUAAGCACUUCAAGAGGGGCAGGCUGUUUGAGGACAACACCUGCUCUCGCAUCUGCAAGGAUGAGAUCGUGCUUGUGGAUGACUUAGAGUUCCACGACACAAAUGCUGUGAACUGCACCUACAAAGACGAAGACGACUGCGUGGAGCGUUUCCAGUACUAUGAGGACGCCAGUGGCAAAUCCAUCCUGUUUGUUGUCAAAGAACCAGACUGCCCCAAGGGUCCAGACAUUUUGGUGGUGCUUCUGUCGGUGGCAGGAGCCAUCUUGUUCCUGGGCCUGGCUGCUCUGCUUAUCUGGAAGCUGCUGGUUACCAUCCAUGACAGGCGGGAGUUUGCCAAAUUUGAGGAAGAACGUGCUCGCGCCAAGUGGGACACGGGACACAAUCCUCUUUACAAAGGAGCCACAUCUACCUUCACAAACAUCACAUACAGAGGAAAAGACUGAUGCUACUGAACAAAGACCAAAGGAUGAAACAAUGGACUUUUUUAGUCGUCCUUUGCGAGAAAGGCAACGAAUCAUGUGCAGGCUUCUACUGUCACAAGACAAUAAUGAAUAAUUAUUUGUUUGUAAAUAUGUAGAAAUGAUUCCGAGGACACAUUUUAUCAGGGAUUUUGUCAUAAACGCCCACCAAUACUACACUGAUAAAUACUGUUUUGUGUGAUUGACUGAGAUUUGUUGAGAAUAAAAGUUUGGUUCACCCCGAUUGUCUGCAUCACCACAGUAUUUAUCUUUGCCGGAGUAUCUGCCUCAUGCAUUGACAAUCACUAAAAUCCUACAAGAUGGGGAUUGUGUGAGCAUAAAUAGAUAUGUUUUGGGAUUUCAAAUAUCUACUCCUGAGACUUUACCUUCCCCGUGCAAUGAUCGAAAAAUGCAAUUCAUCUGUUCACAACAUGCAGAAAUUGCAUUUUCUUCCCAGUUACCCCAGGAGUACCUUCAGACGUUGCCAGUAUUGACAGUCUACAUUAUUUCUGACCGCUAGUGGAAAAUACUGGCAGCGAGACAAACAUUUCCUUGGCGAGUAAAAACCAAAACUAUCCCCGAGACUGUAUACCGCUGAGGCCGAGUCGGAAAAUAUACAUAUAGAAAAGAAUGGAUGUGUGUGGACUGAUCCUUCAGGUCAGUGGAGGAACUGAAGGCCAGAUAAUGUUACACAGAACAAGCUUCAUUUCCUGAUCACAAUGUUGGGAUUUCCUGUUUGUGGAGCCCAGUGGGACUGCAGUGAGAUAAAACCGUCCUUACUUCAGUUAUGACGUUCUGAAAACGUGAUGUGAUUUAUAGGCUAAACUGUUAAUGUACUGAAAACUUGUGUGCUGUUCCAUAAUGAAUAUUUUAAGAUAAUAGUUUUAGACACAUCUGAUUGCAAAUGAUGGGAAACUAGAGCAGCAUAUUUAUUGUUUUUUGAUAUAAUAAGCAAAUGAUUAUUGUCUUUAAAGGUACAACAGUGACUAAUUUAUGCUGUGUUUUUGUUUUAAAAUGUUGAAAAAUGAAAUUGAACGUCUCUCCAUGAAACUAAAUAACAAACUCAGACAAUCA